Messenger RNA from Candidula unifasciata, 3561 nucleotides. The record is from the annotation of a GenBank genome assembly. NCBI's taxonomy places the organism in Eukaryota, Metazoa, Mollusca, Gastropoda, Stylommatophora, Geomitridae.
AUGCCUGGAUUUAAUACAUCAACAAGAAAAGAAGAUCUCUCUUUAAAACUACGAGCACAAAACUUGAAGAAUGCUCGUGAUCAAACAAAGCGAUUGGAGGAAGACAACCGUAAAAUGGAAGAAAGAUUAAAAGAACUAAAGACAGCAAUGAAGAGGGAGAAGGAACUCAGAGAACAACAGGGAGCUGGUUUCUGGGGCCGAGGUCAACUCAAUACUGGCUCGUUGACCAACUAUGCUUCAGAAGUACUUCAGAAUAAGGUUAUGGCAUCUCUUACAGAGGGAAAGAUUAAGAAAGUCAAAAUAUUGCGAGAUGAACCAAUAGGUAAGCCAAAAAGAAUUGGCCCACCUGGUACAAUGAAAUACAUUGCUCAAAGAAACCUGACUACUAGUGCCAACCCUAGAGACAAGCAGAAAGGGCCCAAAUGUGGUCAGUGCGAGGAUAGAACUGCUACCUUGAGCUGCAUCCAGUGUUCAGAGAUUUAUUGCCCAGGAUGUUUCGCUGCAUUCCAUCUGAAAGGUGCUCUGAAACAACAUAGAAGUAUCCCCUUAAGCGCUGCAGGACCUAGAGUUUGUAUGUCUCCAAGUACUUCAGCAGAUGUCCUUAGUCCAAGAUGUGGGCAGGCAGCCAGUGGUUUGGUCCCUACUCAGCCUUAUAGCGACUAUGAAAUGAAUGGUUGUGAGGCUGCAGGAGCAUCAUCUUCUCAGCCAUCUCCCCACACUGCGGCCCCCACACUUCUACAGGGGGAAUAUGAUGAGUCACAAAGUGCAGCCUCUUUCCAGGCCGCCCUGAUGGCAUGGAGGCAAGGGGAUCAACCUGUGACAUGCCGCUCAGCUAGGCUAGACCAAGAGAAACUAAAUUCCUCUCCACCUGUGGCUGUAGAUGAAUCAAUUGGAACAUCUGUAGAAAUCACCAUCCCAGACAUCAAAUUCAAGUCAUCUCUAUCCUACGCAGAAAAGCUCAUGUUGAAAAAAUAUGACGAUGGCCAUGUGGAUUUCCAGUCACUGUUUGAAGUAGUUGCACAGGCAAGAUCACCUGACAGGAAUGCUGCUAGACCUGGUCCAUCUGUGUCUGAAGUUUCCAUCAUGGAACUGUUCUCACAAGGGGAACCUGCCAUAUCAGAAGUGUCAAAUCACAGACCACAUUACAUAGUCAAAGAAGUUUCCCCUUUAGAGUCAUGGAAGACAGAACAGCUACAACAAAGGUCCUCAUUGCUGCCCACAUCAGCUUCAUCUCAUGUCCAGAGCUCUACGAACUGUCUGAUCAUUUCUGAGCUGCCCAAUGAUGAGAAGUCAACAUCACGAAAAGUAAACCGUGAUUCAACAGGGUAUCAGUUUGAAGAGGAGAACUGUGAUGCAACAGGAUAUCGGUUUGAGGAUGAAGUUACUGACAUUGGGGAUGUGCAAGAUGCAUCAACAGAAGAGCAGAAGAUCUCAAAACCACCUCCGAGGCCAAUGUCAGCUAAAUUACAAACCAGAAGAACUGUGAACGAUUUGUCCAAAGCCAGUCGUGCUUCCUCGAGGGCAGCAUCAAGAGCAGGGAUGGAAGGUUGUUUGACAAAAGUACCCAGUGAAGCACUGAAGUCGGUGGUCCAGAUGAAAUUACCAGAACACUCAUGCCUGUCACAGGAUCCGUUAGAGAGCUUCUUCUUGGUGGGAGUCAAAGAACAGCAACCAGAACAAGUAGCAGACAGAGUUAUUACCCCUUUCAGAGAAAGAAAGAACACUCCCACAGCGAAGAGUAGAUUAGGGGAAGCUAAAAGUGCCAGACAAGAAAAUGAAGCAGUUAAAAUCAGCAACAAAUUGUACCAGAUGGCACCACGAUCUUGGCAUCCUGAAACCAGCCUCAGUUCUGCAGUGCCUCUGAAUGAAGUCACACUUGACAGACAGCAAGGAGAAACAACACUGUCAUUUUCCUAUAGUAAACAGAUCAGUGGUCAGGGAGGUCUUGAUUGGCACUCAUCGUCUAGUCAUACUGAAAAGGACACACCAGAUGAGGAUCAUGCUCAGGAAUUGGGCCUUUUGUUUGGGGAUGAACUGUUUAUAGCAGAAGCAACAGCAGCAGCAAGUUCAGUCUCACAAAGAGCACCAGCUGAGCCAUUUUCACAGCAUAGACAGGGAUAUAUUUAUUUAGGGCCCUCUAGAGAUGCUAGUGAAGAUCACCCACCGCAGAUCACCAAGGUUUAUGGUGGUCGUAGAUUUCAUAACAUUACCACACCACUUGGCAGAAGUGAUAUACUUAAGGAGCUAAAAAUAUCACCAGUGCCGCCAAAUUCUACAUCAGCAAAUCGAUUGGACCCUGAGAUCAGCAUGUCCACUCGGGGACAAUCAAAACAUCAUCAUCAUGUUCCUGAAGGUGAACAGAGACGUUUUGAAAACUUGGAACAGAAUUUGAAUAAAUCAAAAACAUUAAAAGAUAAAGAACAAUUAUUUAGAAAUAGUACUGACUUCUCUGAAACUGCACAUUCCUUGAAUAAAUCAUCAUCAUUAAAAUCAUCAAAGUCACAUUUUUCAAGAGUCAAGCCAAAUAAGUCACCAGUGAAAACAAACACAAUUGUUGGCCAGGGAAAUGAAGUCAAAACUACACCAAGAUCUAGGACCCAAACUUCGUUAGAAAAACAGGAAGUGAGUGAUUUCAGAAGAAACUUUAAUAAAAUGUUGAGGGAUGAGAAGGUGGACUCAAAACCAGACAGACGUCCUAACAGUUCAGUUACCCUGUCUACACAGGUUGAGAGUGGCCGAACUAAGAAAUCUACCAGGACACAGAGACCAAACAGUUCCUCAGGUGGUACAGAACCUCGAGGAAUGCAGCAACUUUCUCCAAAAUCUGGCAGAGAUACUGUUGUUUCUGAUAUGCUGAAGUCCAGGGUCCAGGAGGAUGGUUGGAUCAACUGCGAAAGUGAAUUCAGUUAUGAUUAUGAUGAUGGGGAUCAUCUGACGGCCAGAUGUUUGUUGGUGCAAAACACAGAAAUUCCUAUUUCAAAUGUGAAGAAAAGUGAAGUCUGGGAGACAGAUGUUCGGCCUUUUAGUAGCACAAGCAUAAGCUCAAAAUCCGGCUGCUUACAUACUGAAGUGACACCUGCUAAAGGAGAUGGCAAGAUGCCUGCUAAAGGAGAUGGCAAGACACCUGCUAAAGGAGAUGGCAAGACAGCCUCUAGAUUACCUAGCCAUCGCACAGCCUCAGCUGUGAGUCAGAGGAGUGGAAGAACAUCCAGAGCAGUUGUGAUAGAUGGAGAUGACUUGAGUUGCUAUGACAGUUUGGAUGUUUCUGCUGAACAAAAUAUGGAAGACAGUCAGGCACUGGAGCAGCUGGAGUGGGAGCUGGCAUCAAACACCAAUCGACUGACAGCUGAUGGAAAAAUAUCUCGAAUGAGGAUCCAUGAUAGCGAUGAUUUAGAGAGUUCUACAGCAGCGAAGCUGUCCGCAUUUAGCUUAGAGAAAGAUUACAAUGUUGCCUCAAAGCUUCUAGAGGAUGAAAAGCAAGCUGCUAGAAAUGGUGAAAGCCUGGAACUAAAGAGAAACAUUACCGUGUGUGAGAUAGAUGAGGUCAAGGCUUUAAGAUGA